AUGUGGGACUGGUGGGCCGGUGUGAUGGAGGAGCUGCUGAGGGACAAAAAAAACAAAACAGGACUGGAUGUUCCUCUUCCUGUGCUGCUGUGUGCCAUCUGUCUCCUCGUCCUCCCGUCGUCCUCUACCCCCAACCACGAGUCAGAUGAUUCGAAGCUUCUCCACGUGACCAUCCCCACCUCUCCGCCUGUGGACGCGGUGCUCGGUGGUAAUCUAACGUUACCCUGCCUCGUGUCUCUGGCUCACCCGCCGCCGUCGCCCUCCACCAACGGACGCCACGCCGUGCUGUCUCUGCCCCGCAUCAAAUGGAGUGUGCUGACUCAGGGCAAAGAGAUGGAGAUCCUGGUUGCCCGCGGCGACAGGGUGAGAGUCAGCGAGGCCUACAAGGACCGGGCGUCGCUGCUUAAUUACGCCUAUUCCCCCGCCGACCUCACGCUGCGGCUGGAGAUUCUGAGGCAGAACGACACCGGCUUCUACCGCUGCGAGGUGCAGCAGGGCCUGGAGGACGCUGACGACGUGACCCAGGUUAAGGUCAAAGGGGUGGUGUUUCAUUAUCGCGAUGCAUCCAGCCGCUACGCCUUUGACUUUGAGCAAGCCAGAGAGGCCUGUGAGGAGAUCGGGGCUCGUAUCGCCUCUCCGGAGCAGCUGCUGGCCGCCUACCACAGCGGAUACGAGCAGUGUGAUGCAGGAUGGCUCUCAGACAGCUCAGUCAGAUAUCCCAUCCAGAUGCCAAGAGAGGGCUGUUUCGGGGACAUGGAUGGACUGCCAGGAGUGAGGAACUAUGGACUGUUGGAGCCUGAUGAGCUGUAUGACGUCUACUGCUAUGUGGAGAAUAUUGAGGGUGAGGUGUUUCAUGGCUCCGCCCCCCAACGUUUCACCUUCUGGGAGGCCAAAGGCUACUGCCUGAGUCAUGGGGCAGAGCUUGCCACCACCGCUCAGCUAUACGCAGCCUGGAAUGAUGGACUUCACCACUGCAGCCCGGGUUGGCUGGCAGACGGCAGUGUGCGGUACCCCAUCGUCACCCCUAGAGAGCGCUGUGGAGGCGGGGAACCUGGGGUCAGAACGGUCUAUCAAUACAGCAACCAGACGGGUUUCCCUGAGGCUCACACACAACAUGACGUCUACUGCUUCAGACGUGACGACAGCCCCUACACUGAAUCUCCCCAGGAUUUUGUUGCCACUGAACCAGAGGACAUUGGCCAAGACAUUGUUUUCGUGACUAAUUCUGCACAGGACGAGGUCAGCAUGAGUGGGGUGACAGCAAAAGGGAUUGAAGAAGAUGAGUUCCCAACACCGAGUUAUGACGAGAAGCUGCUGGUCACGGUCGACUUUCAUCAGUCUGUCACUCCGCCGUCUCAGCAUCAAGAGCACCUGUCCACCAAAGAUGCCUGGGAACCUGUAGAGAAGGCCAGCUACCCUGAGUCCUAUCAGCCAGCACCUGAAGAAAACCUCGAUCCACAUCAUGACGAGUUUCACAUACAAACAACAUUUUCUCCAGAGACUGAUCACGUAUCCACAACUGAUGGGACGACUGCAGAGACCGUAGAGCCCUCCACAGAACAUCACAUUUCUGAGAGUAACAACGUGACUGAAAGCCUGGAUAUACUAGCUGUUAAUGCAACAUCUGGAGAAGUUGCAAAUGAGAUUCUCAACAGCUCUUCAGAGGUGCAUCCGGAGACUGAGCUCCCUACUCCACAAGAGGACCACACUCCAGCUGUCGACUUGGAGCAUGCCACUGAAACCGAGACGCUCCACCCAAGCAUCUCUUACAAUGUUUCAGCACAGCCUGAAGAGGUCAGCGCUGGUGUUGAGGUGAUGUCAGUGAUGGCAACUUCAACCCACACUGAAGAACCAGAUGUUGUGUCCACCACUGUGUUGCCAUCUUUUGACAACAGUACAUCUGAUAGCCAUCCAGUGGAAGAAGGGUCCGGAGAUGAGAGAGUGAAUCCAGAUGAGGAAACACAAAACCCAGUGACUCACAGCUGGGUUGCUAUUGAAACCUCUUCUUCUGGGCCAGUCUCUACGCCUGAUGCUAGUCAUCAUCCAACUGAAGAUCACUCGGGCGUAAUAACAGAGUCCUUCGUGCCAAUCGACCACGAUGAUGAAGACUCUAAUAGCACUUCAGAGGAGGCAGCAGCAGAGGAUCACAUCGACCAUGAUGAUGAAGACUCUAAUAGCACUUCAAAGGAUCACAUCGGCCAUGAUGAUGAAGACUAUAAUAGCACUUCAAAGGAUCACAUCGACCAUGAUGAUGAAGACUCUAAUAGCACUUCAGAGGAUCACAUCGACCAUGACGGACACAUCCACUCUCCACAAAUCCCAACAGCAGAAGCCAUCACAGUCACAGCGGACUCACACUCUACUGUAUUCGCUCCUGUCCUAAACAGCGACCUGGUCACCGUGUCGACAUCCCCGGCAACCGUAACCGUGUCUUCCGCGGAGUUUGAAGCUACCAGCUACCCAGAGAUCACCUUCAUCCCAGAGAGCAACACUUCAUCUGAGGCUGAACCUCUGCAGGACAAACAGGAACAGGAAGGAUUAGGAGGAAGCACAGAGGUAUUUCUCAGCUCGGAUCAAAACAUCACAGACAGCGAUCGAGAGGGAAGCGAGGGAAGGGACGUCAGAGAGGAAACUCCAGACUCAGACGAGGGAUCGGGUGAAUCUGGAGAUAGCCCAGAAGGGAAACCAGAAAUGCUUUUGUCAAACCCGACUCUUUCUACGGAGCACGUUUCGGAGGGGAUUGACGGUGAGCCUGAAACAGCUGCACCUCCUCCAUUAGAUAUUAAAAUCACACUGAUCCCUCAUCUGACCCUCACACCUGGCUGGGAACCAGAGUCGUCUUCCUCCGCGCCGCAGGAGUCUCGCGCCGAUCGGGAGUUCAGCGCCGAGCCGCCUGUUCAUGAGGAAUCUGAUGACGGAUUAUUAAAGGAGCAAGAGGUUGUGGUGGAGGUCAACGCCAGCAGCAUACAUGGACACGCAUUGGAGGGAAGUGAGGGGGAAACCAGCACAGAUGAUCCUCCAGUUAAAAGCUGCACAUGGCAUCCGGAUGAAGAGGAAACCUCCAGUACUUUGCACGGCAUAGACAGCCAUGAUAUGACCAUCAUUGCUCCUACGCGUGUCAGGUACCACGUGUCAGAGUACUUUAAAAAAGCGGAGGAGGAGGAGGAGGAGGAGGAGGAAGAGGCCAUGGUCGCCUCCCUGCCUGCUGUCAAAGUUUCUGCUUUAAGACGAGGAAACUCCUGCCUGGAGAACCCUUGUUUGAAUGGAGGAACUUGUGUCGAAGGUGAAUCGGCGCGGUGCUUUUGCCUGCCUGGAUAUGGAGGAGAUUUGUGCCAGACAGACCUGGAGGUGUGCGAGCCAGGCUGGGAGAAGUUUCAGGGCUUCUGUUAUCGUCACUUUGCCAAGCGGCAGAGUUGGGAGUCGGCGGAGCAGCACUGUCGGAUGUGUGGCGGACAUCUGAUUUCUGUCAUGACCCCCGAGGAGCAGGACUACAUCAAUGACAAAUACAGAGAGUAUCAGUGGAUUGGGCUCAAUGACAGAACCAUUGAGGGAGAUUUCCGCUGGUCGGAUGGAAACCCUCUGCUGUAUGAGAACUGGUACAAAGGCCAGCCUGACAGCUACUUCCUGUCCGGUGAGGACUGCGCGGUGAUGGUGUGGCAUGACGGCGGCCACUGGAGCGACGUGCCAUGCAACUACCACCUGUCCUACACAUGCAAGAAGGGCGUCUCAUCCUGCGGCCAACCUCCAGAGAUUCCCCACACUAAGGUUUUUGGUAAGAAGCGGUUGCGUUACGAGACCAACACCAAGGUGCGAUACUACUGUGAGGAGGGCUUCGUGCAGAAACUGAACCCUGUUAUCAAGUGCUUGCCUGGCGGCCAAUGGGAGGAGCCUCUGAUUAUCUGCAUGUCUACCCAUUCGGUGGGAGAAGAGCCCGUUAACACAACUCCUAACCACCAUGAGGAAGUCGCGGAGUUCACAACGACAGAGAAAGCAGCUCCACUGUUCUGGGACAUUAAGUGGAGCGUCUAAAGCCAUCCUGCCUUUUU
This is a messenger RNA of Scomber scombrus (Atlantic mackerel), 4046 nucleotides long. It is a transcript of the gene bcan, whose product is annotated as brevican. Gene Ontology annotation, biological process: cell adhesion. Gene Ontology annotation, molecular function: hyaluronic acid binding. The transcript has 17 exons. Lineage: Eukaryota; Metazoa; Chordata; Actinopteri; Scombriformes; Scombridae. The coding region runs from base 1 to 4029 and encodes 1342 amino acids. The record is from RefSeq and is a predicted model, not a curated record.